GUUUYCCAAGGUGCUUCGUGUUGAGUCAACCACGACUAGAUGUGUGUAGUACAUGAAAUAUCUUCAAGUGAUUUCAUCAUUAUCCUCUAGGUUAAGAUCAGCCUUCCUUAUAGAAAGACUGCCAGUUAGAUUGAUUCAUUCUUGUUCCAUGGAUGGUAAAGAAAACGUAUCUGAAGCCUCGUCUAACGGCUCGUGUUUGAAUAAUGAACAAUGUGCUGAGGAAAACGUACCAAAGACUGCCGCACAGCUCAAGAAAGAAGCCAAACGACAAGCUAAAUUAGAGAAAUUUGCUAAAAAACAAAGUCAGUUGGCGUCUAAUAAAGAUAGUGCUUCAAACGAGAAAAAAGAAAAGAAAAAGAAAGAGUCAUCUAAAAAAGUGUUUUUUUAUGACAAGCCUACGUUACCAGGAGAGAAAAAAGAUGUAAGUGGUGCUAUGCCUGACAGCUACAGCCCAACAUAUGUAGAAGCAGCAUGGUAUUCAUGGUGGGAAAAACAAGGGUUUUUCAAGCCAGAGUAUAGUCAUCCAGACUUGAAGGCUGGUUCUGAUGGUAUGUUCAUGAUGUGUAUUCCACCACCCAAUGUGACAGGCUCACUUCAUCUUGGUCAUGCUCUUACCAAUGCUAUUGAAGAUUGCUUAACAAGAUGGAAUCGUCAAAAUGGCAAAAUGAGUUUGUGGAACCCAGGUUGUGAUCAUGCUGGUAUUGCCACUCAGGUUGUUGUAGAAAAGAAGUUAAUGAGAGAGAGUGGACUUUCCAGGCAUGACUUGGGUAGAGAAAAGUUUAUCCAGAAAGUCUGGGACUGGAAGAAUGAAAAAGGUGAUACCAUUUACCAUCAGCAGAGGACAAUGGGAAUUGCUGUUGAUUGGGAAAGAGCAUGCUUUACUAUGGAUCCAAAACUCUCUAAAGCUGUAAAAGAGGCAUUUGUGUGUCUUCACGAUGAAGGUUUGAUCUACCGCAACAAGCGUCUUGUUAACUGGUCCUGCACCUUGAACUCAGCUAUAUCUGACAUUGAGGUUGAGAAAAAAGAGCUGACAGGUCGCACCCACUUACAAGUGCCUGGUUAUGAACAUAAAGUAGAGUUUGGAGUUCUUGUUCAUUUUGCUUAUCCCAUCCAGGAUUUAGAUGAGAAAGUCAUUGUUGCUACUACACGUCUGGAGACAAUGUUGGGUGAUACAGCCAUUGCAGUCCAUCCUCAAGACAAACGAUAUCAACACCUACAUGGCCGUUUUGCAAUGCAUCCUUUCUGUAAUCGAAAGCUCCCCAUCGUCUGUGAUGAUAUGGUGGACCCUGAAUUUGGAACAGGUGCUGUAAAGAUUACUCCAGCCCAUGAUCAUAAUGACUAUGCUGUUGGUGAAAGACAUAACCUGCCAUUUAUUAACAUGAUGGAUGAUAAUGGUUUGAUUUGUGAUAUCACUGACUUUCUCCCAGAAUACAAGAAAUUUGUGGGAUUGAAGCGGUUUAGUGCAAGGAAAGAUAUUCAACAUGCACUACAAGAGAAAGGGCUGUACAUCAAAACAGAAGAAAACCCCAUGGUAGUCCCUACAUGCAGCCGAUCUAAAGACAUAGUUGAACCUUUAAUCAAACCUCAGUGGUACGUUGACUGCACAGACAUGGCUGAGAUGGCAGUUAAGGCUGUUCGUGAGGGGGAGUUGAAGCUUAUUCCCAGUAUACAUGAAAAGACGUGGUUCAACUGGCUGGAAAACUGCAGGGAUUGGUGCAUAUCUCGACAGCUUUGGUGGGGUCAUCGUAUUCCUGCAUACUUUAUCAAAAUUAAUGAUGCUACCAUACCUGCAGGAGAGGAUACAGAUGGUAAAUACUGGGUCAGUGGAAGAACAGAGGAAGAAGCAAGGAAAAAAGCUGCAGAACGAUUUGGUGUUGCAGAGGACCAAAUCCAGCUUAGGCAAGAUGAAGAUGUGCUGGACACUUGGUUUUCAUCUGCUUUGUUUCCAUUCUCCAUAUUUGGGUGGCCAGACAAGACAAAAGAUCUACAGGCAUUUUAUCCAGGAACACUUUUAGAGACUGGCCAUGAUAUUCUGUUUUUCUGGGUGGCUCGUAUGGUUAAGAUGGGUCUAAAACUGACUGGCAAACUCCCUUUUAAAGAGGUCUACCUACAUGCCAUGGUCAGGGAUGCACAUGGAAGGAAGAUGAGUAAAUCUCUUGGGAAUGUCAUUGAUCCUGUAGAUGUCAUCAAGGGAAUUACUCUUGAGAAUCUACAUAAGUUGCUGGAAAACAGUAACUUAGAUCCAAGGGAAAUUGAACGUGCGAAGAAAGGCCAGAAAGAGGAUUACCCUGAUGGUAUACCAGAGUGUGGUACAGAUGCUCUCAGGUUUGCUCUAUGUGCCUAUACUUCUCAAGGAAGAGAUAUCAAUUUGGAUGUGCUACGUGUGCAGGGUUACAGACAUUUUUGUAACAAGCUUUGGAAUGCUACCAAAUUUGCCUUGUCUAGUCUUGGGAAUGAGUUUCAACCAAGUGAAAAGUUAGAGUUACAAGGGAAUGAGAGCUUAAUGGAUCGAUGGAUUCUCAGUCGCUUGUCAUCUGCAGAAAAGUCUUGUAAUGAAGGGUUUUCCAACUACGACUUUCCAACGGUUACUUCUGCCAUCUACAACUUCUGGCUUUACGAGUUAUGUGAUAUUUACUUGGAAUCUCUGAAGCCAGUGUUUCAAGAAGGCAAUGCAAAGACAGUCCAUACUGCUUGCAACACUCUUUUCACAUGCUUGGAGAAUGGUCUUAUUCUUUUGAGUCCUUUCAUGCCAUUUAUCACUGAGGAACUAUUCCAAAGACUCCCAAAGAGACACAAGGAUGCACCACCAAGCAUUGGUGUCACACCUUACCCUAAAGAUUUGCCAUGGAAGGAUGAAGAAUUGGAGACUAAUGUGGACCUUGCAAUGAGUAUUGUAAAAACCAUUCGCUCAAUCAGACAAGAAUAUCAUGCUAACAAAGCUAAACCUGAAGUGUAUUCCAUCUUCUCUGAUGAUUCUCUUGCAAAUGUCAUCAAGGAGUAUGCUAACACAAUUGUAGCUCUAAGUGGUUCAAGCAGAUUACAUGUGUUAUGUCAUGAACGACCUCCAGCUGGAUGUGCUGUUGGAACUGUGCAGGAUAAAUGUGAAGUGCAUCUGCUGCUAAAGGGAUUGGUUGAUAUUCCCAAGGAGAUCAGCAAAUUAGAAAACAAGAAAGUUGUUCUCGAUCAGCAGAUCCAAAAGCUAUUAGAGGCUACACAUAUACCARAGUACGAAACCAAGGUUCCAGAGAAUAUACGUCAGCAAAAUACUGAAAAGAUCAAGCAAGUUGAAACUGAACUUCAAAAGUUAAAUAGAGCUUUAGAUUCUCUAAAGAUGGCUGAAUGAAAAAUUUAAGGAAUGAGCUGCAA
Actinia tenebrosa (Australian red waratah sea anemone) is the source of this 3366-nucleotide messenger RNA. Its product is annotated as valine--tRNA ligase. The record is from RefSeq and is a predicted model, not a curated record. Gene Ontology annotation, cellular component: cytosol. Gene Ontology annotation, biological process: valyl-tRNA aminoacylation. Lineage: Eukaryota; Metazoa; Cnidaria; Anthozoa; Actiniaria; Actiniidae. Gene Ontology annotation, molecular function: valine-tRNA ligase activity; ATP binding; aminoacyl-tRNA deacylase activity.